Messenger RNA from Chironomus riparius, 4993 nucleotides. NCBI's taxonomy places the organism in Eukaryota, Metazoa, Arthropoda, Insecta, Diptera, Chironomidae. The record is from the annotation of a GenBank genome assembly.
GUGAAGGAAGCAUAAUUGAUUAAUUAAUAGUUUUGAAAAUUAGUUAUAAACAUCUACUGCCUCAACAGUAAUAGUUAAUUUCAUGGAAAAGCCUGGAUUAAGAAAGUUAUGAGAAAAUUUUGUAAUGGCCAUUAAUUUUUAAAUCGAAAUUUUUUAUUAAAAUUAUCAAUUCGACAAAGUCGGAUUAAAAGGAUCGUAAAUUUUGAAUAAACCAAAGAGUCUUCUACAAUAGUGUGCAUUUCUAUCGAUCAUAAACUAACCGUUGACUGACUUACUGAAUAAAAGAAAAAAAAGAAGGAAGAGAAAAAAAACACAGCAAAUGUCCAAAUAAAAAAAAAAAUUACUCAAUGUUGAAACCAUCGUAAAAUUAUAUAGAAAAAUUAAUUUCAUUAUAAAUAAUCCCUUGUUGCUUUUCAUUGAGAAUACAUCGACAUGAAAAGAAAACGUAUUCAGAAUGAAGAGAGCAAUAAUAACAAUAAUAGCAAUACCGAUAAAAAAGUGCGCGUAAGUGAGGAAGUAAAUGAAAGUAACAGUGAUCAUAAUGAGCUAGACAAUUCGAUAAUUGAGAGGAAGGAGUUCGUUUUGACCCGUGAAGUUGCUGAUAAUUCAAUAUUAUGUGAUAUAGCAGGAAAUCAAUGGCGAAUUGGGGCUCCCGUCGGUGCUGGUUCUUUUGGCGAAAUUUAUCUUGCAUCUAAUGACAUCUCAAAACCAGCUGAUAAAAAUAAUGCAAAUUUUGUUACUAAAAUAGAACCGCACUCUAAUGGCCCACUUUUCGUUGAAAUUCAUUGUUUAUUAAAUGUUAACAAAGAUGAUGCUCUGGAAAAUGGAGAAGAAGAAAAUGAGGAAAUUGAACAAAAACCAAUUAAAGAUGUUGGCAUACCAAAAUAUAUUGCAUCAGGCUCACAUUAUUUCAAUGAGAGUCGCUACCGUUUUCUAAUCAUGCCAAGAUAUAAAGCGGACUUACAUUCCAUUACAUCAAAAAAUGGACGUCUCAGUCAUAAGCAUUUUCUUAUUAUUGCAAGUCAAACUAUUGACGUUUUGCAGCAUCUUCAUGAAAAGUAUUACGUUCAUUCAGACAUCAAGGCUCAAAAUAUCAUGAUUGGACAGUUUGAUACAAGCAUUAAUGGUUACAAUAAUUCCUAUAAUAAUAAUAAUAUUCAAAAUAAUCAGCAAAAACUGCAAAUGAAUGAAUUUAAAAAGAUUUCAAGAAGAUCAUCUGUUCAAUUUAGUGGUUCGAAUCCAUUACGUUCGUGUCGUAUGAAGGAAGACUCAAAUGAUAAGUCACAUCAUACAGUCUACAACGAUAUGGUCCGUUCGCAUUAUUUGAGACCCGGAAAAACUGUAGAUUAUUCAAUUAAAGAUGACAUCUCACGAAGCUCUCAUGCAUUAGAAACAAGUGAUGAUUCCGAUGAGGAUGAAGAUUUUAAACUUGGUUCCAAUAAAAAGAAAGGUCGUCGCAACGGCGGGAAUAAUAAAACAAAACGUGAAAGAAAAACUUUAAAAUCGCCUUUAAAGAAUAUAAAUACAGCUAGUAAUAACAUCAAUACUCAACAAGUUCAUGCAAUUCCAAAAGCAACUAAUGAAGACGAUCACGUUCAUAUUAUUGAUUAUGGAUUAGCGACCAAGUUUAUAGACACAAAUGGUGAGCAUCGACCGUUUUGUAUGGAUCAAAGACGAGCUCAUGACGGUACAAUUGAAUUUACGUCUAGAGAUGCACAUUUUGGUGCACAUUCACGUCGAAGUGAUCUUGAAUGUCUUGGUUAUAAUUUAAUAUAUUGGAGUCAAGGAUACUUGCCAUGGAAAGAUGAAAAAUUAAAGGAUCAGCCAGAAAUAGUUCAUCGUUUAAAGGAAAUUUUCAUGACUGAUGUUAAAGAAAUGUUGAAGCUUUUAUACGGAAAAGAAGUUCCAAAGUAUUUGGGUGAAUUCAUGCAUUAUGUAGGCCAAUUAGAAUUUGAUGAAGAGCCCGACUACUCAUAUUUGAAAGGACUAUUUGAAAAAGAAUUUUUUAAGUUGGGCUUUGAGAAGUCUGAUAUGAAAUUAAAUUUAAACGAAGUGCGUGAUGAAUGUGAGCCCGUUGAUAAGACAUUGUCAGAGCAUGACUUGAUGAUGUCGAAUAUCACAGAUUUGAAGACUGUUACUAAAUUGGGCUUUUUGGUUGCCACAACUGAUAGUGUUGAUGGAAAUGAGACAUUAGUUAAGCCAAAAGAAUCGUUGAAUAUGACUUUGUCAUGCAAAGCUUCGCCAAAAAAUUUACGUUCGAAAGAAAAGGGCGCAAAAGGAAAGAGACCGAAAAGACAACGCAAAACAUUAAGUGAAAAGGAGAUAAUAAGUGAGAAAAUAGCAAAAGGAAAGAAAUUGUCAAUACAAGAAAUUGCCACACUUGAUCCAGAGCAAAUUGCAAGAGACCGUGCCGAAAAAGAAUAUGAAAAAUUUGAUGAAAAAGUUUAUUAUCAAACACCACAACGUUAUAAAGGCAAUCCAACUUAUGCAAUAUUAGAAAUCGAGAAUAGACUUAAGAGCAAGCAAAAUGGAUCAGCCGUGGUAACACAGAUUAAUUCAGUUUCAACAAAUCAUGAUAUUGAACCAAUUAAGGGAUAUACAAAGCCAAUGAUGGAUGUCCUUAAGAAACAACAAAUGAUUGUAGAACAGCAGAUCAUUGUUGAGCAAACAUCGCCGAUAUCCACUUAUCAGAAACGUAAUCGUGAGGGACUAAGAAAUGUGAUAAAACAUACACAGAAAAAUAUAACUUAUCAAAAUGAAGUUAAUUCUAAGAAAGAAGGUAGAAAGACACCUAAAAAGCGAAUGUCCAGACGCGAUGGAAAAAUGAGAAUUCAGAGGAAAUUACUUGAUGAAAUUGACGAGAAUGAUAAUGAUGAUAUAAAUAAAACUCAACAGUCUCCACCUGUAAAGACUAGAAGAAGACCAGGACGUCCUGCAAAGUCUAAAACGAUUGAAAACUAUCCAAUUCAAAUUCCAGUAGAAAUUCGUAGCAAUGGUGACGAUGAAAUUACUGAAAAUAAUUCAGUCAGUGAAACAACAGAAGAACCAAUUGUUGAAAAGAAACGUCGUGGACGUAAACCAACUAAACCUCCAGUUAAAAUUGAGAUACAUCCAGAAACGGAAGAAGAUUCUGUAUACUAUGAUAUUCCAGGCGAAGGAUCAAAUGAUGGAAUCACUAAUAGCUCAGAUGUUGAAGAGAAUCAUAUUGGGAACGAUAGCAGUGACGACGAUGAGCCACUUCAAAAGAAAUUACGUAGAAAGGACAUUUCUGGUGAUGAGAGCUCGAAUCAUAGUGCAGCAACAAGUAAAACAAAUGUUCCCAAAAAACUGCGUGGUCGAUAUUAUAAAGAUGAAGAUUUUGAGGUUUAUACAGAUGAAGCAUCAAAUCAAUCAUCAGUAUCGCAUGUUACGAAAUCUUCUACUUCAUUCAAACCAACAAGACGUGUCAAAAAUAACGCAAUUCAACAAGAAACUGGAAAGACAACUCGCCAAAAAACUAAAAGUCGCUCAACAAGUCGUUCAGCUGCUGUUGUUCCUAAUCAAUUAUCUGAUCAUUCAGAAGACGAAGAUGACGACGAAGAAGGUUCAGAAUUUGAACUAGACGAGUCGGUUAAUGAAUCUGAUGGAAUGGAAUUCGAUCAGGAUAUAUCUGAAGAUGAAAACGACGAUGAUGAAAUAGCCACAGAGAGUGAAUUAGACGAUGAUGAUGACUCUGAUUCGAUUGACAUUAAAUACAGUCCAAUUAAAACAAGACAUGCACGAAGUAGUUUCAGUAUGAAGCAAAUAAGAGGGCGAAGAAUGAAUUUGCUGAAUGAAGAUGUUCGCAACUUUCGAUUAGUAUCAACUCGCGGAUAAAUCGUUCUGCAAUAUGUUUGAAUAAUGUAAAUAUUAAGCAUCAACAAAAUGAUAACAAUUUAUAAAGCAAGUUCUACUGAUAUCAUAAGUUGUAUCUACGAUAAUUUCAACAUGUGGCUUACUUGAGUUUAAUCUACUAAAUGUAUUUUCCCAUUAAAUUCGACUGAAUUUAGCCAACUUUAAAAAAACAAGCUAGACUCAAAUCUUUCUUUUUAAAAUGAAUUUAUAACAAAUCAGACAGAAAACAAAUAGAAUGAAUGUGCUAGGAAAUAAAUAAAUGAAUUAGACUAAACUAAAAUGAACUUAUAUAGACGAAAAAGGAAGUAUGAAAAAAUCUCAAAAUGUUGGAAAAUUUCUAUAAAAUGGAAUUCAUUUCUUUAAAAGAAGAUUUAAAUAAUGCAAUUUUUAUGAUUUUAAGGGUUGUUUACUUAUGACGUCGAUCAAAAACUUAAUUUUAAGGCUACAAAUAUAAGUGGAUUAUCACAAAACGUUAAUCCAUAAAAUUCUUUUGUUUAAAGUGUCACAUAACUUCAACAUCCCCCCAAACUCCCCAGAAUAUUGGACGUCAUAAGUGAAUUACCUUAAAUGUAACUAUGGAUAAAAAUAAUAGAUGAUGGAGCAUGUUCACUUUUAAGACAAUUUUCUAAUUCAAUAAUAUUCAUUUUAAUUGUUUCUAUGAUAUCAUACAUACAUUAUUAUAUACUUUAUGGCGUAAUGUGCAACAUGAAUUAACAUGAAGAAUUGAAUUACGUUGUUUUGAAUGCAGGUAAUAUUUCCAAUUAACCAAUUUUAAAACAUUACACCUAAACUAUAUAAGAAUAAAAAUUUUCACUAUAAAUAAGGAAGCAUAAUUCAAUAUAGUUAUAAUAGAAAUAUUUAAAUUGUGAAGACAAAUUUUUGAUGAUAAGAAAAUGAACAAAUAAGAAGCAAAGUGUAAAUGAUCUAAAGUCGACGUUUUUCUUUUUUUCUGGAACAGAUUAGUAUUAAACAUCAAUUCAAUAUGAAUUUAUAAUUAUCCUUAACACUGAACGUAUGAAACAUUGUACAUUAUAUAAAAGGAAACUUAUUGAAAAAUAAAUGAAUUAUAAAUUUUAUCGUUUGUAGCUUUUCUCUUUAGUUUUAUUUUAAAUGCUUUUAA